Messenger RNA from Funneliformis caledonium, 126 nucleotides. The record is from the annotation of a GenBank genome assembly. Lineage: Eukaryota; Fungi; Glomeromycota; Glomeromycetes; Glomerales; Glomeraceae.
UAUAUUCCUCAUCAUUAUAUUCUUUCUCAUAAUAUUAAUCAGCAAGAUGUACGUCUCUUGUAUUAUCAUAACGAGGUCUUCUAUCAGUUCCUCUUAGUUGUUAACGAGGUUGAGGAUAAUAUCUAG